AGGUCCAUUUUAAUGAUCUUUUUGGAAGCUUGGAAGCUUCGCUGAAAAAACACGCUAAAAUUCACUAUUGGACAUAACCCGGAAACUGGAUCCAUUCCGCAAUCUCAGUCCGCGUAGCUUCCAAAAACACCUUUAACUGUUUCUGAAAAACCAGACCCAAACAGGACUCUACAUCUUGUAGAACUGCACACUGAUUCUGGACAUUUGUGCACCAAUUCUCCCCAAGUAAGUGUCCCAGUCCUUUAUUUUAAACGUUACCAAAAUGGCAGCAAAUCAGUCAAGCUCUUGUCUGAACCUAGACUUGUCAAAUGGAGCCAUUGUCCACAGCACGAUAAAUAUUUGUUCAGACCUAGAUACGCAGAGAGGACGAGAGGAUGAAGAGGUAGGAGAGGGAGACGAGGAGGUGGAACUAGCCGAGGAAGUCGGGGAGGAUGUUUUGAUGAUGGCAGAAGCUGAAGGAAAAAGCAGAGAGCAGAGAGAAAGGGAGGAGGCGAGGAUUAUCCAAGUGGCGAUGUUAACCACUGAAGGGUUAGGCAAAAGAGAGGGGGAGCAAGAGGCAAAAGACACAAAGAGUCCCUUUUUGGCGUUGAUAGGCAUUGAGAAAGAUCAAGAAUUAGAGAGCAGCAACAAAAAAGAAAAACAUUUGGAAAAUAAAGAAGCACCGAUAAUGACUUUCACAACAAAAGUAAGAGAGGAUGGAGUUAAUGAGUCAGAAGAAAACCAGGACUCAGGGACGUUUGUAGAAGAACAGGGAGAGGAUAUACAGUUGUCUGCAGAUGACACAGAAGAAACAGAAGUUGCUAAUGUACCCAAGAAAUGUGAUGUGACAGAAAGCUUUGACGAUCCAACAAAUAAAGAUGUGACUAAGGAGAUUAAAGAACAAGUCAAUAAUCAAACGUCAACUGUUGGUGCCAAUGUCAUAUCCUUUGAAACAAUUGGGUCAGAAGAAAACAAGGCACAUGCAAGGCAUGUUCUGGACUCUGGUUUGCUUGAAGAAGAAUUUGACAAGGGUACCCAUUUGUCUAUGGCGGACACAGAAGUUGUUACCAAAUUAAGGAAUUGCAAAGUAACAGACAAGAUUGUCACAUGGCAACAGGAGGACUGCGUAGAGACAAAAGUUGAGGAUGAGGAAAGAACAGAGUUUGCCAAAGACACAAUGUCAGCUUUGGAUAACAUUCUAGCCAUCAGGGAUGAAGAUAAAGAAAGAAAAGAAAAGAAAGAAAGAAAAAAUAUAGGGACAAAAUAUGUUGUGUCCUCUGAAGAACAGUCACAGACAGGAGGAGAGAUUAAGGAAGUAGGGCCCAGCAGGUGGGAGCAAGAGGAAAAGCAAGAGCAACAGGUUGGGGUUAAUACUCUUGCAGGGAUGGAUGGGGGAGGACAGAGCAUGGAAGCGGAUAGAAAGACAGGUGAUAACGUUGUUAGAGAACUAAUGGGAGAGCAGGAAGAGCACAAAGGUGAUCUAAAAAUGCAAGAAGAGAAGAUUGUUCAAGUUGAAAACCCGUGUGCAGCUGAGGUACCUUUAGACACACAGCAAGAUGUGUAUUUGGACCAAGUUGAAGAGGCGUUUGAGCUGGAGGAAGAGGGGUCAUUAGAACUUGAAAAGCCAGAAAAUGAAAUCACUGCAGAGGAAAAUGAAUCUACAACUGAGGAGGAAGGUGAUUUACUAGAACAUCCUUCACAGACUCGAAAAGAAAGCGCGAAAGAUUGGGGGGAAGGUUUGAGGGAACAGACCCUUGUAGAAGAUGAAAAGGGAGGAGGAGAAGAAAAUAGAGAUGUAGAGAUGGUGGAAGAGCCUGUGACUGUUUUAGAUGAUGAGUUUGAUGAGAUAGAGGACGGUCCCAGGACAGAGCUUGACGAACCGGAACCUGCCGGUGUUACAGCGCCUUCAAAAGAUUCCAAAGUCAAGACAAAGGAUCGAGAGUUUCAAGAAGUGCAAGAAGACAACAAAGUCAAGACAAAGGAUCGAGAGUUUCAAGAACUGCAAGAAGACAACAAAGCUAAGACAAAAGAUCGAGAGUGGCAAGAACUUGGAAAGGAGAAGGAUGAGAAACGAAAAGAUGUCAAAAAAGAGAUAGAGUGUGAGAUGAAUGAAAGAGUUAAAGGAUUGAAGCAAGCGAUGGAGAAGGGGAUUUUGUGUCCUGAUCCGCAGCCACUCCAGACAGAAGAAUCAGCAACAGCGAGACUUCUGUCGCUCCGGAGAAAAAAAGAAAGUGACUGGAUUAAAAAAGGGAUUACCGAGGAAGAGAGAUCGCCGGAAAUGAAAUCCUGGAGGAAAGAACUGAAGCCUGUGGUGAAAAAAGACGUCCAAGGUGAAUCAGAGAGGGUGAGAAACAAAUGGUUGAAGAAGGAAACAUCCGCAGAAGAGGAAAGUCUUUCUCCACAGAAGGACAACUGGAUAAAAGAGCUGAAGUCGGUGAUCAAACAGGAAUCCCUGGCGAAGCCGGUGAAGAAGAAGCGAGUGGUGCUGUUGGAGGACGGACAUUCAUACAUCCCGCAGCGGGAGAAUAUGAUGGAGGAGAAGAAAGACGAGUUGAAAGUGAUCUCUCCAAGGAAAGUGGAGAGUCCUUUGCCUCCCGGGUGCAGGAACAGUAAAACACCCCAAGACCAGGACUAUGAGAUCUCACUCUACGUCAAGGCAGGAAGUGAUGGCGAGAGCAUCGGUAACUGUCCCUUCUCUCAGAGACUCUUUAUGAUCCUUUGGCUCAAAGGUGUUAUCUUCAACGUCACCACUGUUGACCUGAAAAGGAAGCCGGCAGACCUGCAGGACCUCGCUCCAGGAACCAACCCUCCAUUUGUGACGUUUAACGGCGAAGUUAAAGUCGAUGUCAACAAGAUCGAGGAGUUCCUGGAGGAAAAGCUGACCCCGCCACGCUACCCCAGACUGGCUGCUAGACACGCUGAAGCUAACACAGCAGGCAUCGACGUGUUCGCCAAGUUCAGCGCUUACAUCAAAAACUCCAGGAAAGACACCAACGAGGCCUUAGAGAAAGCAUUGCUGAAGUCCCUCCAGCGUCUCGAUGACUUCCUGCGGACGCCGCUGUCUGAGGAGAUUAAUGCUGACGCUGCAGGAGAUCUUCCCGACUCGACCAGGAGUUUUCUGGAUGGCUCCGAGCUAACCCUGGCUGACUGUAACCUGCUGCCCAAGCUGCACAUCCUCAAGGUCGUAGCCAAGAAGUACCGUGGCUUUGAGAUCCCGGCGGAGAUGACGGGGCUGUGGCGGUAUUUAAACUGCGCCUAUCAGAGGGAGGAGUUCACCGGCACGUGCCCCGCCGAGAGGGAGAUCCAGGUCGCCUAUCUGGAUGUUGCAAAAAAAAUCAAAUGAGACGUGACGGAAACAAAGCAGACAGGAGAAAACAUGCAGAGAUAAAUCAUGCAUAUGUUUGGGUGCUACAACAAGGAGAUAGAAGACGUAAGGAAAUUCUGAUAAAUAUACAUCAUUAUGCAGGAGGCUACAUGGAGAACGAGCCGUAGAUUCCACCAGGCGUUGACAUUUGGUUUUAUACUUUCUGUAAAAAACAUCUUAAACAAAACAAAAUUCCCAUCAGAUGGUGAACCCCGGUACAAAAUCUUAUUUUAUUUGGGGUAUAAUUGGUGUCAGUUGUGGCCAUGGCGUUUUCCACUCCCAAUUGUAUCAUCACAUUAACAUUU
Messenger RNA from Etheostoma cragini (Arkansas darter), 3648 nucleotides. Its product is annotated as chloride intracellular channel protein 4-like. The record is from RefSeq and is a predicted model, not a curated record. NCBI's taxonomy places the organism in Eukaryota, Metazoa, Chordata, Actinopteri, Perciformes, Percidae. Bases 263 to 3322 code for a protein of 1019 amino acids. The transcript has 6 exons.